CAGUCCGUCCAUCACUAGCUCAGUUCAGUUCAAUCAGUGCUCCAAAGUGGAGCCGUGGCGAGGCGAGAGAGCUUUGACCUCUAUAUAAUAUAAAAGUUGAAAUUGGUGACGUAACGUGUUUCUCAUUUGCUCUCCCCGUCUGUCUGGGAGGGGGAGGGGGAGUUCGUGGCCAUUCUCUCUGCAGUCAGUGGCACAGAGUCAAGUGCACCGGAGCACACAAGUGUUGUUGACUUCGAAGAAACAGGAAAUCGCCGCGAUUUGUCCCCAAGCAUAUAUUUUACGACUCGCACUCGUUAAGACGGGAGUCGGAGAUCUAGCCUUUAGCAGACUGUGAAAGACAGAAAGGGAGGACAACUCUCUUAGUUCAAAACGCCUAGUGUACCGUUUUUCUAAUGGAGCCACAUAAUUUCGAUAUCAAGCCAAAUCUACAACAGAUGAAACUGGAACCCGGAACGCAACAGUUUGGCAGUAGUCUUGAUGACAAGGGCCCCAGCUUGCAGCACCUGUCCUCGCUGAACAGCAUGAGCAUCGAGUUGUGCCUGGUGUGCGGCGAUCGGGCUUCCGGUCGACACUAUGGCGCCAUCAGCUGCGAAGGCUGCAAGGGGUUCUUCAAACGGUCCAUCCGAAAACAACUCGGCUACCAAUGUCGGGGGUCAAUGAACUGCGAAGUGACGAAACAUCAUCGCAACAGGUGUCAAUACUGUCGGCUGCAGAAGUGCUUGGCGUGCGGAAUGCGAAGUGAUUCUGUCCAACAUGAGCGCAAACCCAUCAUCGACAAGAAGGAUGGAUCGGCCGGACCCAACCCAAACAGCAAAUACAAUCCCCACCGGAACAAGGAAUAUCACAAUGACCAGAAAGCGAAUACAAACGUUACGCCCUCCUACCUGAACCUGUUCCAGGGAUUCAACCUGGCGGAACUGGCGGUUGCCAAUCUCAGCAAACGAGCCAGUAAAUCACCUCCUGCUCCGUCCCACCUGUCAUCGUCCAGUACCACCACAUCUUCCAACCCAUUCAGUUCGCUGCAUUCCUUCAAGUCUCAGGAAGAUCGUCAACCAACUCCAGCGGAUUCGAUUGCCGCCCUAAUGCAGCUGGGGCCAUCAGCUGCGGCAGCCGUAGCCAUGUCCAGUCUUGGUCCACCACCACCACAGCAACCAUCGUCCCUCGAGCCACCGGAAAUGCCGAACAAACCUACACCACCGUCGACGCACUCACUCCCUAUGGACACGACGGAAGGCGGCAACUCGAUGGAAAAGAACCUCAUCUGCAACUCGUUGGAGUUUAUCCAAAAUCUGGAACACGAAUUGAACAACAGUGUAAACAACAACUAUGGCAUCAAGUCGGAGCUGAACAAUGGCCGAGACGACGAACGGGACGAAGAUUGCCUGAACUUUGACUACGGUAGUUUGGAACUGUCGGAUAAUUGCAUUAGCUUCGAUAUCCAAGUGCCGAACGUGCUACCAAACUAUCUGAGUGCACACUAUGUGUGCGAAACGGGUUCCCGGCUGCUGUUUGCCACCGUACACUGGAUGAAGAAGAACCACCUGUUCUCGAUGUUGAGUGACUCCUUCCAGUCGGAGCUGAUGCGCCAAACCUGGCCGGAACUGUUUAUGAUCGGUCUGGCCCAGAGCAGCGGUCAGCUGUCGUUCAACACGGUGAUGCUGGCCCUGAUCCAGUACAUGAAGAACCUCAUCCUGAACAAAAAAUACGGCAGCGAAAUCAUCAACUAUCUUACCAAGUACAUCCUCCUAAUACAGGAGUUCGUUUCGGAAAUCCAGAAAAUGAACCUCACCGAUCAGGAGUUUGCCUACAUGCGGUUGCUGUGCAUCUUCAAUCCAGACAACAUCCUGCAGGACAACGUGAAAAACCAACACCUGACCAAAAUUCAGGACAUGGUACUGACCAGCUUCCGCGAUUACUACAAACAGAAGCACAGCCGGCUAAUGGCGAGCCGAAGCGAGGAGAACAUCCGCGGUGGUCAGGAUGAAGACGACGAUUACUACGAAUCUAGUCAUCACCAGCAGCAGCGACAGCAGCGGCAAAACCUGGAGCAACGGUUGGUGACGAUACUGAUGAAGCUGCCGACCCUGCGUGCCUUAAAUUCGAAAAAGGACCUCGAGGAUCUCUUCUUCAGCACCCUGAUCGGACAGGUGCAGAUCGAAAGCGUGCUGAUGUACAUCCUGCAGACCAACGAUGGAGCAACUUCGUUCUCCAACCUGGUGCGGAAUUACGCGGCCAGCUCGAUGCCGGCCGGUUCCGGAGGGUCUCACAUGGAUAGCGAUGACUGAGAGUAUUGAUUUCAACCAUUGGCAUUAGUAUGUUUUAACCACCGAGAGAGAAAGGUAGAAUUCACGGCCUAGAAGGAGAGAAAAGAAAAACGAAGAUGGAAACCGUUAUACAGAUCUUAUUGACCUCUUGACUGAUUACAAAAGAAAUGAAAACAAAGAAAACAGCUUGAAUUUUGCUACCAGAAUAUACAGCGUGGCUCCUCCGAAAGCCAAACAUAGAAUCAAAAGUCUCUUCCAAAGUCUGCAUAUUGAAGGUUUUAAAUUACUUACAUGUUGGAAAAAAAAAAGUACCGUAAAAUUGUUUUUUUUUUCUGUAGAAAACAUCUUAGUUCUAUAAGCAGCAUUCAUAUAUUAUACAAGUAUUAAUAAAAAUUCACACGAUCAAACAAAUUAGCACCUAAGCUUAAGUCAAACCCGUUUACUUAAUAGAAGGCAAGUAUGUAUGAUAAUUUGUAAUACCUUCGAACAAUAAGAUGAAAGUUUAGAAGUUUGAAGGAAAGCUAGUAAAACUAAAAAUCAGUGAAAGCAGUGUACCUGUGGAAGGUAGGAACAUUUCUUUGAGAAAUGCCUGUAACAGAAAAGAGAAUCAAAAAAUUUCAGGAUUAAGUCGAGGAAAGGCUUAGGAACUGAUAGCGUAGUAGAUAGUUUAUAUAUUGGACGAAUAAACUUGCAGAUUCGCGUAUA
Messenger RNA from Ochlerotatus camptorhynchus, 2969 nucleotides. RefSeq names its product Hormone-receptor-like in 78 (gene Hr78). The transcript has 5 exons. The record is from RefSeq and is a predicted model, not a curated record. Bases 393 to 2285 code for a protein of 630 amino acids. Gene Ontology annotation, biological process: cell differentiation; anatomical structure development; regulation of transcription by RNA polymerase II. NCBI's taxonomy places the organism in Eukaryota, Metazoa, Arthropoda, Insecta, Diptera, Culicidae. Gene Ontology annotation, molecular function: zinc ion binding; RNA polymerase II cis-regulatory region sequence-specific DNA binding; nuclear receptor activity.